AGAACCUUCUCUCUCCCAGCCUAGGUCCUGCUCUCUAGCGCUGAUGAGACACUUUAUGUUUUUUCAUCAAGCUCUGGAGAGGGAAAAACAAACAUAGAAUUGGAAUCUGUUAGGAUUUGACAGUUAAUUGAAAAUUCAAACAAGAUGGAAGAGGAAUUACGGCUUCCAGUAAGGUUGAUGAAUUUCGUAUCCGAGGAACAGUUGGAUGAAGCAAAGAAAUCAAGGGGUGAGCGAGUUGAGGAUGGUACUGCCCAGAGAGACAGGCCCCUCUUCGAGAUUUUAAAGGAGAAUAAGGACAAGAAGGAUGCUGAAUUUAAUGAACGACUCAAGCAUAGACCACCGAAAGCUUUGGAUGAAGAUGAGACUGAGUUUCUUGAUAAUUUAGAAAUGUCAAAGAAGGAAUAUGAGCAGCAGAUAGCAGAUGAGGAAGCCCGACAGCUUCGGAGUUUCCAAGCAGCAGUUGCAGCUCAGUCAUUCAGUGUGGAUGAUUUGAAGGAAACACCACUUGUUCCUCCAGUCCCGGAGCAAAAAUCAAUUGGGAGGAAGAAUCCACCUGCGCGCCCAUUAAGUAUGAUUAUCAAAGUCAAACCUCAGGCGAAGAAAGCGAAGAUGGACCAGGGAAAUGUCGAAGAACAUUUAGAGACAGGGAAAACUCCUGAUGUUAAUAUGGAAAAAUCUUCAGACACGGUGAAAGUACCUAGCAAUGAUGUUGCUAAAACUGGUCUUGUUUCAUACAGUGAUGAAAGUGAAGAUGAUGAUUAGUAGUUUUUGCUAAAGAUACCUUGGAUAUUUAUUAUCACUUGAUUGAAUUUCGUUUA
Molecule: messenger RNA, 818 nt
Organism: Populus nigra (black poplar)
Lineage: Eukaryota; Viridiplantae; Streptophyta; Magnoliopsida; Malpighiales; Salicaceae
Exons: 7
Coding region: 145-762 (205 amino acids)
Cellular component (GO): nucleus
Source: RefSeq, a predicted model, not a curated record